This is a messenger RNA of Arabis nemorensis, 711 nucleotides long. The record is from the annotation of a GenBank genome assembly. NCBI's taxonomy places the organism in Eukaryota, Viridiplantae, Streptophyta, Magnoliopsida, Brassicales, Brassicaceae.
AUGCCGAGAAGAAAACCAAAGAAGAGUGUCAAAAUCACUGAAGAAGUAAAAAACGACGAGAAGAGCAACAAUGGAGAAAUUCAAAUCGAAGAUAAGAAAGACGAUUUCGUCGACGAAAAAGUUGAAAGACAGAUUGCUGCGAUUAGAGCGAUCCGUGAUGUUGAAGUUGAACAAACAAGAACUGCAUUGAGGUUACUUUGCUCGUAUUUCACCGAAGAACAGCUCGAUACUCCUGUAUUGGAAUUCUUCAAAGAGAACCUUCCGGAUUUAUCGAUGACGCAAAAUGAAGAAACCAGGGAGAUUGAGUUAAAAUGGAAAGACGGAAAUGGCGGCGAAGAAUCGUCAAUGGGAAAUGUAGAUGGUGUUGAAAUGACUUGUUCUAUUAUAAAGCGUUUGUCGAUGAAUUUUCCUGCUUUAUACAGUAGGCCAUCUCUUGGUGGUUAUGAUUUACCCGAUAACGUGAAAGCAAGCUUGUUGGGAACUGAUAAUCCACACCUCGAGAAUCUUGGGACAUCAGAGAACCGAAUGCUUGCAAGCCACGAUGCUCUUCGGACUCCUGAGGUAAAUGGGCAAAGACUCUCUUUUGGAAUGACACCAAAGACUCGAAGGCAACCAAAACCUGGAGAGAUGAUGCUCUCUGUGCAUGGCUCUCCUUUGGGUGUCUUUAAAGAAGAUCACAACAUGGGAGCUAUAAACGAAGAAAACAGUUGA